Messenger RNA from Anopheles maculipalpis, 714 nucleotides. RefSeq names its product putative RNA polymerase II subunit B1 CTD phosphatase RPAP2 homolog. NCBI's taxonomy places the organism in Eukaryota, Metazoa, Arthropoda, Insecta, Diptera, Culicidae. The coding region runs from base 4 to 714 and encodes 236 amino acids. The record is from RefSeq and is a predicted model, not a curated record. Gene Ontology annotation, molecular function: RNA polymerase II CTD heptapeptide repeat phosphatase activity; RNA polymerase core enzyme binding. The transcript has 3 exons. Gene Ontology annotation, cellular component: cytoplasm; nucleus.
AAAAUGUGGAAUGAGGAUUUCAAUGUUUUCAAAAAUGAUAAGAUACCGCAGAUGCCGGCCACAAAGGUAAACCGAGCGAAUCUACCCCGACGGGCAAGGAACUUAAGUAAAGAAACGCUGCAAAAGGCCCUUCGGAAGAAAAAAGAAUGUAACGACAAGGCUCAGCGCAUAGUAGAAACACUAAUUGAACCGGGACGCACAGAGGACGAGCUGCUCACCAUGGUUAGGGAUAUUAACCAAUGCCACAUGGAAGACAUCAUUCAGGAGCGUGCAAUUGUUAAGCUUUGUGGUUAUCCGUUGUGUAACAAUGCGCUCACGAACAUACCGAAGCAACAGUACGCAAUAUCGGUAUCCCGCAACAAGGUGUACGACAUCACGGAAAGGAAGAAUUUUUGUAGCGGCGAAUGCUACAAAGCAUCCAACUACAUUAAACAGCAAAUGUUGACAAGCCCUCUGUGGUUGCGAGACCAGGAGGAUAUACCGAACUUUCGGCUAAUCAAUGGCAGGCAGCUUAUUUAUCGGGAAACGGACGUAAAGAAACCAUUGCAGCCGGGUGAAGUGAUAUUUGGAGAGUUAAAAAUUGUAGAACGAACGUAUGAUGCAAAAGAACAGGAAAAAAUACUAAAACGCGAACCUCAGCAAGACGAAGCACAGGAGGAUGUAGUCGGCGUGGAGGAAGCAUUGGGUAGUGUACUUUCUAAGUUGAAAAUUUAA